Molecule: messenger RNA, 987 nt
Organism: Drosophila suzukii
Lineage: Eukaryota; Metazoa; Arthropoda; Insecta; Diptera; Drosophilidae
Gene: SkpA
Product: SKP1-related A
Biological process (GO): SCF-dependent proteasomal ubiquitin-dependent protein catabolic process
Cellular component (GO): cytoplasm; nucleus
Molecular function (GO): cullin family protein binding
Source: RefSeq, a predicted model, not a curated record
GUCUUUGUAUUAUCGAUUUGCCGAUAGCGAGGCUUGCUACAAUAUUUUUUACUUCUGUGAGGGAAAACGAAAAGUUGUGCUUAUUUUCCAACACCAAAAGGGAUUCCUGUGCAAAUAGUUGCAGUAAUUUGAAGUAACUCUCUAAGCUUCCCAGAAAAACCAAGCAAAAUGCCCAGCAUCAAGUUGCAAUCUUCGGAUGAGGAGAUCUUCGACACGGACAUCCAGAUCGCCAAGUGCUCCGGCACCAUCAAGACCAUGCUGGAGGAUUGCGGCAUGGAGGACGACGAGAACGCCAUUGUGCCCCUUCCCAAUGUGAACUCGACGAUCCUGCGCAAGGUGCUCACCUGGGCCCAUUACCACAAGGACGAUCCCCAGCCGACGGAGGACGAUGAGAGCAAGGAGAAGCGCACCGACGACAUCAUCUCCUGGGACGCCGACUUCCUGAAGGUCGAUCAGGGCACUCUGUUCGAGCUCAUCCUGGCCGCCAACUAUCUGGACAUCAAGGGCCUGCUGGAGCUCACCUGCAAGACGGUGGCCAACAUGAUCAAGGGCAAGACACCCGAGGAGAUCCGUAAGACCUUUAACAUCAAGAAGGACUUUACGCCCGCCGAGGAGGAGCAGGUGCGCAAGGAGAACGAGUGGUGCGAGGAGAAGUAGAGAGUGCCCUUGUCGGGACCAAAAGUUAGAGGAGGAGAAAGCAGGCGGAGGAGGAGUCAUGCCCCGCAUCGGAGUUGCUUUAUUUAGUUGCUACUCUCAUUUCACAUUUUUUUUGUAUUCUAACUUAAUGGACCCUCAUUUUGAAUUUGUAUAACUGAUCUGCUGCAAGCGUCCUUCGUGCUUGAUGUGAUUCGCGGGUUUAUUCGAUCGUCGUACAUAUAUCUCAUAAUUUAUGAGUCAUAAAUAUAUGCGAAAAGUAAAACUCUAUGUAGCCUACAUAUAUGAAUAAGAACAUUUUGAUUUCACCUUAAUAAAUAUGUACUACCCAAA